CAAAGUGAUCUAUAAAAGCAAGACUUAAACCCAAACAACACGAAGAGAACCCCAAGAGUCCAGAGAAGACCAAAAAAAAGAAGAAGAAAUGAAGUUGGUUUGGUCUCCGGAGACUGCAUCUAAGGCCUACUUAGACACCGUUAAGUCUUGCGAGAAUCUUGCAACGCCUGACGCGGCGGAGCUAAUAUCUGCGAUGGCGGCUGGCUGGAACGCGAAGCUGAUCGUGGAAACGUGGUCAUGCGGAGACGAAAUAGCCUCUAGUAUCGGCUUAAACGUCGCGAGCCAACACGCAAACGCUAGACACAUAUGCAUCGUACAAAACUCGAGAACAGAGUCCGCUUAUCUCCAAGCCAUACAAGAAUAUUCAUCUCCCUUGAACCCACCAGAGACAAUCGUAUCCCAAGAACCCGAAAACGCGAUGAAGGAGAUACAAGGAGUCGAUUUCUUGGUCGUGGAUUGGCGGAACAAGGAACUUGCAGCGGCUGCGUUGAGGAACGCUGCGUUUGGAAGCAGAGGAGCGGUGGUGGUUUGUAGAAACGGGUAUUCGAGAUGCUCUUCGGGUUUUAUCUGGAGAAGGGCUUUAAGAGACAGGGAAGUUGUUAGAACGGUGACUCUUCCGGUCACCGGAGGUAUUGAGAUUGCUCAUGUGGCGGCUAGGAAUAGGAACUCGGGGAAGAGCGACAAGGGUAAGAGAAGAUGGAUCACGCAUAUUGAUCAGAGAUCAGGAGAAGAACAUGUAUUUAUUAUUUAGAAAGUAGUUAAAUAGACAAAACUGUGAGAAAUGUUUUAUUCCGAUUCUUGUAUAUCACUUUGUACAUAAGAUUCCAUAGAUGCUAUUGUACCAUACAUGUCUUAGAUCUCGGCUACAGUUAAUGAUAUGAAAAACCUUGCAUUGAAUAACAGAUUGAGCAAAACUUGUUGAAUCUCA
Molecule: messenger RNA, 928 nt
Organism: Brassica rapa (field mustard)
Lineage: Eukaryota; Viridiplantae; Streptophyta; Magnoliopsida; Brassicales; Brassicaceae
Source: RefSeq, a predicted model, not a curated record